GCGCAAUGUAGGAAAAGCUGCCAAGAAUUGCGAGACGGUAUGAGAUGUGAGAGCAAGUGAAUUGCAGAAGUACAACGGGGGACUCAUUGGAGGCUGGGCACAUUAUUCACGGCCUGCACGCGGAUACUUGGCCCAUCCUCCUCGCCGGGACGGGAUAUGCAUCGAGGGCGUGGCAUGGGGCCGUGCUGCAUGUGUAAAGCCCACGCAGAUACAUUGAAAGCCUGAUCAGAAUUGCAUGGAAAACAAAGCCGAGGCGCAAGGCCGAUAAUCAGAGCAGGCACAACAGAAGCGAUAAGGGCUUGGGGUAAUUAAUACACAUUUGCGGGCUCUAUUACAAGUGGGCGUGGCAAUGGGCCCGAUCAGGCGCCGCCUGGCCGCCGCGCUGACUCUGACCAUGCUAAUUAGCUUCUGGCCGGCCGGCAGCCAUGGGGCAGCCGCCAUUGAGUGCGCCGAGUGGCUCAGCGCCAGCGAGUGCAACAAUGGCACUGCCCUCAACAAGAACAACAACAACAACGACAACAACAAUCAGAUGGGAAACAACAGCAGCAACUAUAUGCUUGGCAGCUCGGCACUGGACCACCUAAACAGUUCAAUGCAUCCGGACAAUCUGCUGGAAAUGGAUUUGGAGCGAGACGGCGAGAUUUGGCCACUGGAGCGUGUUGUGUCCAUCAUUGUGCCGGUGUUUUUUGGCAUCAUUGGCUUCGCCGGACUCCUGGGCAAUGCGCUCGUCAUAUUGGUGGUGGUCGUUAACCAACAAAUGCGCUCGACCACAAACCUAUUGAUUAUAAACCUGGCCGUCUCGGACAUACUCUUCGUCAUCUUCUGCGUGCCGUUCACGGCCACCGACUAUGUGCUGCCGGAAUGGCCGUUUGGCAAUUUGUGGUGCAAAUUUGUGCAGUACAUGAUUGUGGUCACAUGCCAUUGCAGCGUCUACACACUCGUCCUGAUGUCCUUCGAUCGUUUCCUGGCCGUCGUGCAUCCCGUCACCAGCAUGUCCCUACGCACCGAACGCAAUGCCACGCUCGCCAUUAUGUGUGCCUGGAUAACGAUUGUGACAACUGCUAUACCCGUUGCUUUGGCCCAUUCGGUGAGGAUCUACCAGUAUCAUGGACGCGCUGGCACCGCCUGUGUAUUCUCCACCGAGGAGGAGGUCUGGAGUCUGGUUGGCUUUCAGGUAAGUCAAGCGAUUGAUUGCACGCUUUGUGGCCUCUAAUCUGGCUGUCGUUCGUACCGUUCCGACUCGACUCUCCGCCCCUACCCACACCGUUCGAGCCGGCUCUCUGAUUAAUGUUGCCACAUUAUUCA
Messenger RNA from Drosophila arizonae, 1305 nucleotides. RefSeq names its product allatostatin A receptor 1 (gene AstA-R1). Gene Ontology annotation, molecular function: G protein-coupled receptor activity. Gene Ontology annotation, biological process: G protein-coupled receptor signaling pathway. The record is from RefSeq and is a predicted model, not a curated record. Gene Ontology annotation, cellular component: plasma membrane. NCBI's taxonomy places the organism in Eukaryota, Metazoa, Arthropoda, Insecta, Diptera, Drosophilidae.